GUUUGGUCACGUGAUAUUGCCCAGUACGUCAUGUCGAAUUCUGCUUUCAAGAAUGCUGCGAAGUCGCAGAGACGUAGUCAUAAGGAAAGACACCAGCCUCACCAUCGUCGAAAACUUGGUCUCCUAGAGAAGCACAAAGACUACGUAGCUCGAGCUCGUGACUAUCACCGCAAAGAAACUCAACUCAAGGUUCUCCGCGAAAAGGCAAGAAACAGAAAUCCUGAUGAAUUCUAUUACAAAAUGACCUCCACCAGACUGAAGGGUGGAAAGCACUACCAGCCUGUUUCUGAUCAUUUCACGGAGGAGGAGCUCAAGGUAUUGCAAACUCAAGAUUUCGGUUACACAGCACUUCGAAGAAUGCAGGAAGCAAAGAAAAUAGAUCGUCUUCAGAGUGGGCUUCACUUGUUGACCGAUCGCGAGGAAUCGCCUCCGAAUAAACACACAAUUUUUGUUGAAUCGAGGCAAGAAGUGAAUGAUUUCGAUGCUGCGAGACACUUUGAAACUGCACCCGAACUAGUAAAGAGAGCAUACAAUCGUCCUCGACUACAAACAUUGCAGUCGGGGUUGUUGACUAAAGCAAAGGAUGAGCGGAUGAUCAAGAGAGCUGAUACGGCCAGAGCUGCUCAAUACGAGGAACUGAAUCAAAGAAUUGAAAGAGAAAAGAAACUAACUCGACUACUAGAAGAGCAAAAUAUCCAAAAGCAUCUUAAGGCAAAAGGAAAGAGAUCGAAGAUCAGAGGCAGUGACGGCAGAGUGACGUACAUAUGGAAAAAACAGAGAAAGAGGUAGAUUGGUCUCUAGAGUCUGUCUGUACACACAGACGGAUUUUCAUAAAUAUGUAUCCGAAUAAUAAGAAGCGAAGUCGCUGUUUGAAUGA
Molecule: messenger RNA, 877 nt
Organism: Corticium candelabrum
Lineage: Eukaryota; Metazoa; Porifera; Homoscleromorpha; Homosclerophorida; Plakinidae
Product: probable U3 small nucleolar RNA-associated protein 11
Exons: 9
Coding region: 31-789 (252 amino acids)
Biological process (GO): rRNA processing
Cellular component (GO): nucleolus; small-subunit processome
Source: RefSeq, a predicted model, not a curated record